UGUGUUAUAAAUUCAUAUACAUAUAUUCAUAGCAAUCAUUUAAAAGCGCUUGAAGCUGAUAGCUUUUCAAUUACCAGAAAUAAUUAUAAAAUGCAUACAAUGAACGUGUGAUAAAGUGUAUACGAUAUUUAGCAAAAGUUUAUAUACAUAAAGGCUUAUAUACUUAGUAACCAGCUAGAUGAUUUGGUUGUUGAUAUUAUUUAUAUAUUUAAUAUUGUCACAUAAUGUGAUCGAUGCUAGAGUUUUCUGCGAGGACACUAACGCGAUGCCGUGGACGCCCACAGGAUUCUCGUGUCCCGUUUUAUGCGCAAGCAUCAGAAACGCCAUCGAGAGAUUGAUAAUGACAGAUUAUAAUAAAUCAGUCCAAGAACAGCUGGGAAAUAAGAAUAUAAAUAAAAAUAUAUUCAAAGAUGAUUAUUUUAACGAAUAUACAAUAUACAAAAAUAUGCAUGGUCUAAGACAAAAUUCUAUACAUGAUAAAGAACCUAAAGACGAGUAUAAAGAACCUUCUAAAAAUGACAUAUAUUCUAAUGAAAACAUUCACGCACACAUACAAAAUUAUACUAAUGAAAUAUUUAAAACCGUACAAAAUGAAAAAGACACAUUACGUCUAAAUAAGAAAGUCAAUAAAAGCUACAAUAAAUAUGGCAAGGGUUAUAUGAAAGUUAAUACGACGAAGAAAUGUUGGUAUUUGGAGAAAUUUAAACCGAGUUUGUUAAUUGGUAAAAUCGUUCGAAAGGAAUGUUCUAGAAGAUCGAAUUUCGAUAGUAAAUUCUUAUCCAUAAUGACGAAUGUUUUAAACGAUUACGCGAAUUCUAUUUUCAAAUUCACCGAUGAAAUGACCGAGAUUCUCCUAAACAACAUAUUCGGCCAGACCACAGAUCUCCGUAACAACAUAUUCGACGUGAACAAAAUCCUCAAGUAUUUGAGGAAGUCCGUCGACCUGCACAGGAGCCAUACGAAUGUAAUCACGUUGAAGUCCCGGCACUGCCUCACGGUAUCCAUCCCCGGGUGCUUUUGUAGGGCUGGAUACGUCGAAAGUUCCGGCCAAUGCGUUAAACCGUCCGAUUGUGUUGAAGACGCUUAUUAUAGUAAAUAUUUAAAGAGAAUUAUUGUUAUUUAAUAAAAUUGAUUGACU
Nymphalis io (European peacock) is the source of this 1138-nucleotide messenger RNA. RefSeq lists its product as uncharacterized. NCBI's taxonomy places the organism in Eukaryota, Metazoa, Arthropoda, Insecta, Lepidoptera, Nymphalidae. Bases 179 to 1123 code for a protein of 314 amino acids. The record is from RefSeq and is a predicted model, not a curated record. The transcript has 4 exons.